AUGGCUACCAAGGACGCCGAUUUCAACGAGCCGCUACUUAGAGCGGACAUGGGGUUCUGUGAGAAGGCAUCAUGGCCGCUGAAGCGCGUUCUCUUCGUGGCAGUAGCACUCAGUCUCUUGGUUUCUAUGGUCGGCGCUAUUAUUGUUCAUGUCGCACUUUUGUCGCAUCCGCCGGUUGAAUAUGGGGCUCAAUUGCUCCCAGGUUUGGAAGCUCGGCCGCUUGGCCCAAUCCUGAAGGCAUAUAACCCUGAUCCCACAUACACAAUCUACCAGAGCAACGAUACGAGAGAGAAAUGGAUGCAGUUAUUUCCACGAGGUAUGGGUUACAUUCAGAUUGAUAAGGUGAAGGAGCUUGGGAUAGUCCCAGACUUUAUUCGCAAUGUCAACACAGACGGAUCUGGCCGAUUCUGUGUAGCAGCAUUUCAUCAGCUACACUGCCUUUAUCUCAUCUUCGAGGAGUUUUCUCAAGCUCUUCAUGGCCAAAUCAAGCAUCCAUCCGGACACACAAUUCAUUGCUAUGACUAUUUGCGCCAGUCAAUCAUGUGUGCCGCCGAUUCAAAUCUAGAGCCAUUCAGAUCGCGAUUUGAAGGGAUGAAACCAGGUGAUGGAGUGGACGGGAUUGGCAGUAUCCACCAAUGCCGAAACUUCGAGGAAUUGUAUGCGUGGGCAGACAGGUUCCGAUACAAAGACGAUGCCGAUGCAGAGCAGUUUGAAGGAUAA
Molecule: messenger RNA, 720 nt
Organism: Aspergillus alliaceus
Lineage: Eukaryota; Fungi; Ascomycota; Eurotiomycetes; Eurotiales; Aspergillaceae
Exons: 4
Coding region: 1-720 (239 amino acids)
Biological process (GO): mycotoxin biosynthetic process
Source: RefSeq, a predicted model, not a curated record